Messenger RNA from Sorghum bicolor (sorghum), 1913 nucleotides. Its product is annotated as ankyrin repeat, PH and SEC7 domain containing protein secG. The transcript is spliced from 12 exons. NCBI's taxonomy places the organism in Eukaryota, Viridiplantae, Streptophyta, Magnoliopsida, Poales, Poaceae. Gene Ontology annotation, molecular function: protein binding. Bases 145 to 1488 code for a protein of 447 amino acids. The record is from RefSeq and is a predicted model, not a curated record.
GCCUUGUCUCACCAAUAAUUGCUCUCGCUCCACCGCGACCUCCCCUCCCCUCUCACACACAAGCGAUUCCGCCUCCAGAACCUUCCUUCCCCCACCUCGCUAAACCCUAGCCCCCGCGCCUUCCGGCGCCGCCGCCGCCGGAGCAUGGACGAGUGGCUGCCGCUGCCGAACGUCUUCGGGCGCCUCCUCGACACCAAUGAUCAGGACCAGUGGCCUCCGGAGGCGACACUCCUCAUCGCGGCCAACGACGGCAACGUCCGCCGCCUCAAGGAGAUCGCGAGGGGCCUGGACGUCAACGGGAGGGGGAUCAAUUCGGUGCUACGUCGCACAACCUUCAAGGGCAUGGACGCACUCCACGCCGCGGCUGGUGGGAAGGGCAAGCUACCAAUCUGCCGAUACCUCGUCGAGGAGGCCAAGAUGGACGUCAACAAGCGUGACACCUUUAAAGGUAAGAGCAUGACACCACUGCAGCAUGCUGUGUUCAGUGGGAACCUCCCUAUCGUGAGGUUUCUUCUUGAUCAUGGUGCUGAUCUCCAUCAAGAAGGCAGUCUAGGAGGUCAUGAAAGAUGCACUGCUCUUCAUACAGCUGCAGAGAAAGGACGCUGUGAAAUAGCAAAACUUCUGCUUUCUAGGGGAGCUUAUGUUGAUGGCAAAUCAUGCCAUAUGACACCACUACAGCUUGCGGUUCAUGGAGGGCAUGAUAGUACUCUGAAGAUUUUGUUGGACCACAAUGCAGAUCCCAACAAGGAAAUAAAUCUGUCAACACCUUUGACCAUAGCCUUGUGCACUCCUUCCUUGUCUUGUCUGAAGCUAUUGAUUCAGGCUGGAGCUGAAGUGAAUGAAAUUGGUAAUCCUUUGGCAAGGGCUGCACGGGAAGGCUUAACUGAAGCUAUCAAGUGCUUGUUGGAGGCUGGUGCAAACCCCAACACUACUGACUGUUAUGGUAGAUUUCCAAUAGAGUUGGCUGCCGUGUAUGGUACAAGGGAAGAUGUUGAGAUUCUGUUUCCUUGCACUUCCCCAAUUCCAACUGUGACAAACUGGAGCAUUGAUGGAAUAAUCAAUCAUAUGGAACUGGAAAGAAAGCAACGAGAGGAUGAUGAUUUUGUUGAAGCAAGGAAGUCUGAUCUGAAAAGACAGGGUGGUGAUGCAUUUAAAAAGCAAGAUUAUAUAAAUUCCUCAGCAUUCUAUACACAGGCAGUGAAGGUAGAUCAGUAUGAUGCUGGAUUGUUCUCAAGCAGGAGUCUUUGCUGGCUCCGCACAGGUGAUGGGAAAAGGGCUUUGGGAGAUGCAGUUAGAUGCAAAAUGCUAUCUCCAAAGUGGUCAAAGGGUUACUACCGGGAAGGACAAGCUCUGAUACUUCUUAAGGAGUAUGAAAAAGCUUGUGACACACUCUCUGAAGGCUUAGAGCUGAACCCUAUGUGUGAUGAGCUCGAUAAAUUAUAUUGGGAGGCAAUGGAUCUGAAGAAUAGCAGCACUGGAGCAGCUUAGAAAAAGCCUGCAAGAAAAUUGGAUCGCCGUUUCCCUUUUUGGUUGAUGUUCUUGGGAAUACGAAGAAACACUCAUCAGUAGUCUUUAGUUUUGCUGGUUGUACUGUAUUCAGCACAUCAGCAUUUGCCUGUACUUUGAAUUGGUGGCGCUCUGCUUGGAGUCCUUUCUGAGGUUGGGAGAAGCGUGUGAUACCUGGAGAAUAGCUUAGCUUAGAUCGAGGUACUGGACUACUGGUUUCAAGUAACUUUUACAUGUUACCAGAGUGGCAUACGCACACUGUUUUGGCCAUUUUGCGUGCUUGAAGCACGACACGACCACAGCUGUGAAGCGUUUUUCUGGGCUGCUGACCUACACUAUCCAUGCUUGAAUAGUAUUUGUUGGAGUAUCAGUAAUCUAGGUCCAUGAGGCCCUUGUAUGGAACUAUA